Molecule: messenger RNA, 2140 nt
Organism: Candoia aspera
Lineage: Eukaryota; Metazoa; Chordata; Lepidosauria; Squamata; Candoiidae
Gene: DCLRE1B
Product: DNA cross-link repair 1B
Exons: 6
Coding region: 281-1942 (553 amino acids)
Biological process (GO): telomere maintenance; double-strand break repair via nonhomologous end joining; interstrand cross-link repair
Molecular function (GO): damaged DNA binding; 5'-3' DNA exonuclease activity
Source: RefSeq, a predicted model, not a curated record
CCGGUACCGCGCAUGCUCGUCUGUCGUAACGGCUUGCGAGCGGGAGAAUUGUUUUUUUGGUUCUUCCAUUCUUCGGCGGGAAAAGCUGCUACUGCACGAGGACUAAAUUGAGAAAGUGUCAGGACGUUCUUAUUUGCAGAGGAGGAAAGAGCUCUCUAGUUCCCCCCAUUGGGACACUCCCCGAGCAGGCAUUUUUGCAUCUGGUGAAGGAGAGCCAUCCAUUUUUGCUGCCUUCUCUUUUUUGUGCUACAAGACUACAGCAAAUCACAGAGCUGGAGUGAUGAAUGGAACUCUGAUUGCAGGCACACCUAUUGCAGUGGAUUUUUGGAAUAUCAGGAAAGCUGGGCAGGCUCGCUCAUUCUUUCUUUCUCAUAUGCACAGUGACCAUACUGUGGGGCUUUCUAGCACCUGGAACCAACCUGUUUAUUGUUCACCUGUUACUGGUCAAAUUCUACAUCUCAGGCUGAAGGUAGCUAAGCAGUGGAUCCGUCCUUUGGAAGUGGGAGAUAGCCAUGUUGUGGCUUUGGAUGAGAUGGGCAGAGAGACCAUGACAGUGACCUUGAUAGAUGCUAACCAUUGCCCUGGAUCUGUCAUGUUCCUUUUUGAAGGGUCCUUUGGAGUUAUCCUCUACACAGGUGAUUUUCGUUACACUCCUAACAUGCAGCAGGAGCCAGUUCUGAAGAACUCAAAGCUUAUCAACUUCCUCUAUCUGGACAAUACCAACUGUCAUCCUGAAAUUGUCUUACCAUCCCGGCAACAGGCCACUGAGCAAAUCAAAAGGUUGAUCAGGGGCCACCCUGAUCAUCAGGUGAAGAUUGGUAUAUAUAACUUGGGAAAGGAAUCACUUUUGGUGGAACUGGCCCAAGAAUUUCAUACAUGGAUUGUAGUGAGUCCCCAGAAGUUGGAACUUAUGCAGUUGUUGGAGAUGGAGGACUUUUUCACUUCUGAAGAAGGAGCUGGAUGGAUUCAUGCUGUGGGUUUUUCAGAAAUCUGCAAAGAAACAAUAAUCAACUGGAAUCGGAGUCAUCCAACCAUAGCUAUUUUCCCUACCAGCAGACCAGUGAAAAUCAAACACCCUAAUAUAUAUGUUGUUCCUUAUUCUGACCACUCAUCUUUCCAAGAGCUUUUGGAAUUUGUAGCUUGGCUAAAGCCCUGCUCCGUUAUCCCUGUGGUGAAGAAAGAGGCAUGUCAGGUAUAUUUUCAGCAAUACUUGAGUUCUGAAAACUAUUCACCUCUGAAGUCUAAAGUUCCUGAAUCAGUUAAACGAGUCAUGCAAAACGAGAAGAGAGAAAAGCCGAUAAAACUACUAAAAUUGGCAGCCUCUCACCAUGUUCCAAGGGGAGUUUGCUUUGACUCUCCAGAAAAAUGUACUAGACAGAACAAAUAUUACCUUGACACAGAAAUUUCCCAGCAGUGCUGCCCAGAAUCCACUAACAGAACUGUGCCUUACUCUAGACAAGAACAGUGUGCUCAGUCUCCACAGUGUAAAGAGAAACAGGAAGAAAUAACAGUAGAACCAACAAACCUUGAGAACCAGAGAGUAUUCUCUGUAGUAAAGUCAGAAAACGUGUUUUAUGCCAAACAUCAGCUGAAGGAAGAUGUUGUCAAUCAGUUUAAGAACUGUCAGACAGCUGUAACACCAGCAUGCACAUGCACUUUCUCCAGGGACAGAAAGGAUGUGAGGUCCACUCCAGAAAGGGUUCCACCUUCCUCUGUAGACAGUGACUGUCUUUGUCAACCACCCUUCAACUAUGAUGUCUUCUCAACAACAUCACAGACUGAUCAGAUUCACAGAGGAGCCAAUCAACAGGCUUUAAAAGACUUUUUUCAGGAAUAUGAUUUAUCUCCACUAAACACCCCAAAGCAAAGCUCCCUGGAAAACUUUGAUUGGCAAGUAGAAAACUACUUAAAAAGAGGGAGAGUAUCAGUAUGCAUAGAAUAGUGUAAACUUGCAUUCCGGACAAGAACUUACAGGAAAAAGCAAAACUUCUGGUCAAGUACCAAAAGAAGGUAGCUGAGGAAUAAUCUGAUUUUCAAGUGGGGUAUGUCUGUGUCCUUCCCCCACCUGCCCCAAUUAUCUUAAAAUAGAUCCCAUCAAAUAAUCACUUAGACAAAAAAGUGAAACAUGCAGUAUUAACAC